Emys orbicularis (European pond turtle) is the source of this 639-nucleotide messenger RNA. RefSeq names its product olfactory receptor 1Q1-like. The record is from RefSeq and is a predicted model, not a curated record. Gene Ontology annotation, cellular component: plasma membrane. Gene Ontology annotation, molecular function: olfactory receptor activity. Gene Ontology annotation, biological process: G protein-coupled receptor signaling pathway. Lineage: Eukaryota; Metazoa; Chordata; Testudines; Emydidae.
AUGAAAGCCGAGGCCCGGCUCCCCAGCCUGGCUGCUCUUCUCUGCACCUGGUCCCAUCCGGCUUCCUCCGUCUUGCCCAUGGGCGACCAGAACGCCAAUUGCCUGGCCCAGAUGUAUUUCUUCAUCGCCUUUGGCAUCACCUCCUGGCUGAUCUCUCACCUCCACUCCCUGCUGCACACUGCGUCCCGCCUCUCCUUAUGCGCCUCCAACAGGGUCCCCCACUUCUUCUGCGACAUCUUCCCCCUGCUGAACCUCUCCUGCUCCGACACUGGGCUCAAUGCCCUGGUGGUGCACACCGAGGAGGCCCUGGUGGUCAACGGGGCGCUGGUUUUCAUCCUCCUCUCCUACGUCGCCAUUGUGUCCCCCGUCAUCAAGGUCCCUUUGCCCGAUGGCAAGCGCAAGGCCUUCUCAACCGGUGGCUCCCACCUGGCAGUCGUAGCGGUCUUCUUCAGCACCGUUAUCUGGGUCUACUUCCAGCCCUUGUCCAGCUUCUCUGCUGAAAAGGAUGCUGUGGCAGCGGUCAUGUACACUGUGGUCACCCCCAUGCUCAACCCCUUCAUCUACACCCUGAGGAAUGAUGAGAUGAAGGGGGCUCUGAGAAAAGCCAUCAGCCGGAUGGUGGCCUCUCUGGGGACGUAG